Effrenium voratum is the source of this 1081-nucleotide messenger RNA. NCBI's taxonomy places the organism in Eukaryota, Dinophyceae, Suessiales, Symbiodiniaceae. The record is from the annotation of a GenBank genome assembly.
GCGAAAGCGGGCUUCGCCACCAAGCGGAGGAAAGCCCAACAUCCGCAAUGCCGAGAAAGACAGGCGCCCGGGCUGCGCCUUCGCGGAGCGCGUGGCCGCCUGCGCCAAGGCGGAGUAUCUCCGGCGCCGGCCGGCGGCGGCGGCGGCGGCGCGGCAGACGGUCUUAGCUGCGGUGUUGGCGCUAGACGAGACUUCUGGAGAGCUUUUCGUGGUCUCCUUUGGCGUGGGCACCAAAUUCCGCCGCGAGGCCGCUUCGAACGACGGCUCUGCCUUGCGGGACCUGCAUGCGGAGGUUUUGGCGCGCCGUGGACUGCAGCGCUUUCUCCACCAGGAGGUGCUGCGCAGCUUGCGGGGAGAGGCCUGUGAACUCCUAGAGGCGGGCGCUCCUCGGCUGAGGGCGGAGGUGUCGCUGCAUUUCUACAGCUCCUCGGUGCCCUGCGGCAACGCGUCCUGGAAGCGCUGGGCCAAGGGCGGCACCUGCGAAGCAUAUGAUGAAGGCAUAUGGCCGAGACAACGGCAUCCACGCAUCCACUUGCAUGCGCGGUCUGAGGGCCAAGCUGCCUUCCUGGUCAAGGGCGAGUCAGUUGACGCGCCGGUCUCGGUGCCGCCUGGGUGCGCGCUGUUCAACCCGGAAACGGAGGAGUCGCAGGGCCCCCUGUGCUGCAGCGACAAGUUGGCGCAGUGGGCGGCGCUGGGCGUCUUGGGCCGCCAUCUCAGCGCCGCCUUCGAAGCACCACUGCGCUUUUCCAGCUGCACGAUCGGCCGGAAGUUCUCUUGGCCGCACGCGGCACGGGCGCUGUGCUGCCGGCUGCAGGACUUCCAGGCUCCCGGGUACGGCCUUCAGCACCUGGACCUGCUUGGUUGUAGCGUGAAGCUGGAUGACGGCAUCUACGAGGAUGGUGCAGGUGCCGAUUUUUCCGAGCAGCGCUGCUUGGUGUGGGUCCGCGGUGAUGAGGCCGAGCUGCUGGAUGGCCAAACCGGACUCCUCGAGGCGCGCGGGGACGGGGAAACCGCCGCUUCAGUGUCCACACGCCGCUUGGCGGAGCUCGCCCAAAGUUGGCGGCCCCUGGUGGACGCCGAG